Messenger RNA from Pisolithus orientalis, 528 nucleotides. RefSeq lists its product as uncharacterized. The record is from RefSeq and is a predicted model, not a curated record. Bases 18 to 407 code for a protein of 129 amino acids. NCBI's taxonomy places the organism in Eukaryota, Fungi, Basidiomycota, Agaricomycetes, Boletales, Pisolithaceae. The transcript has 3 exons.
AUACUCCAACUCACCCCAUGAACUUCCUUCGGUGUGGGUGCAGACGAGCUCUUUCGCGACCCCUGCCUCUGACGCGUGGUCUCUCAUUCACGUCGUGUGUACGACAGAAUGACCAGCACGACCUGUUCCACAGUUUUGCCCACACCCCAAUCUUCCGCAAGAUCGCAGACAAGCCCGAGGCACUGAUAGCUCUGCGUGACUUGGCGGCCCUUCUAAGGGACAAAGGAAUCGACCCUACAGCUGGUCCCCCUUCUGUCACCCAGAUGCUGCGGUUGGCUGCGAGUUCAGAUUUCCGCUCAGCUGCUCAAAGAGUAGUCACAGAACUGCAAAAUGCAGGGGUGGAUCUGAAGUCUCAGGAUGUGAUGCAGGAACUGAUGGCUUUGUCGAAGAAACCACAAAACAGUUAACUGGAUAGUCUAUUUAGAGCAUUAAUUGAUGUGGUGGUCGCAUGUCCUGGGGAGUGCAGAGACUAGCUCGUAGUUGGUACAUACUAGUACUGAUGACCGAAAAUUCAUCUUAUCUGUCCUG